Bipolaris sorokiniana ND90Pr is the source of this 516-nucleotide messenger RNA. RefSeq lists its product as uncharacterized. NCBI's taxonomy places the organism in Eukaryota, Fungi, Ascomycota, Dothideomycetes, Pleosporales, Pleosporaceae. The transcript has 4 exons. The record is from RefSeq and is a predicted model, not a curated record. Bases 1 to 516 code for a protein of 171 amino acids.
AUGGAGGGCAAGGUGGAGUUACGAAUGAUGAGCAUGAACAUCAUGGAUUCGGGCUUGGUGAAGAUUUCCAAGCAAUACACGUUGAAUACCACCCGUAAAUUUCUCAACGGAGUUCUAACAUCAUCGAGCUCCUUGCGGCGAACCGUCACUGGACAAAUGAGCAAGCAGAACCAAUCUAGAAGGCGAUUGCUACGAAUCACACUUUUCCAGCAACCACAUUUUUCCAGCAACUACAGCAAUCAGCCACUAUCGCUCGCCAGCGGACCUGUGAGGCAACUGCAUCCAAUCAAGAGCUCUGGAGGUAAUGACUACGCCUUUGACAACUUGGUUCACGCCAUCACAUUUCUUGGAGAUCUUCGAGGGAAGCAAGAGAAGUACAAACAACUCAACGAUAUACUUUGCAAGAAGACCGGAUUCACUUCCUGCUAUCCCAUAUCUUUCCAGACCUACACUGGGAAGGCGGUGGCUAACUACAAUAGCUCUAAAUUGGCCACACUGAGACCACUGCGUUCCUGA